Heterobilharzia americana is the source of this 528-nucleotide messenger RNA. The record is from the annotation of a GenBank genome assembly. NCBI's taxonomy places the organism in Eukaryota, Metazoa, Platyhelminthes, Trematoda, Strigeidida, Schistosomatidae.
AUGAUCAAAGAACGAUUCAAAUCUGCUCAUUUAUAUGAUACACUAUCAAAUACUAAUAAUAACUCUGUUGAUAUAAUUGAUUCUGGUGUCAAGUGUAACUAUGGCAACAGUUGUCAACACGACUUAUAUGAAUUAAAAAAACCAACAUUUAUGCUUUCAAGUUUACUAGAAAAACCAGGAUCCGAUUGCAGCAUCACAGGAACAACCCUGACAGCAACAACAAAACUAACCUCAUCAAUAGGUGUACUAUCAUCAAAUGAUCUGAACACAAGACAGACAUCAUCAGCGGAUUCGUCGACUUGCAUAGCAUAUUCACAGUAUAAGGAUAAAUUACGGUGUCCAUUAUUUUCAAAGUCAUCGUCUGGAUUCCCUUCACCUCCUGCACAAUGUACAUUGAAUCGUCUAUUGCCUUGUUACUUAAAUUCAUCACCAUCACUAUCAAUUACUUCAAAUUGUGAAAUUAUGAAGUCAGGAUCCCUUCAUCAUCAUGAUGAAUAUUAUAAUAAGUUUUUGAUUGAAAUUUAUUAA